AAGACCAUCGAAUUUGAUGAUGAGCGCAAGACUCGCAUUUUCUACGACAAGCGUAUCUCUGCUGAGGUCGCCGUCGAUUCCCUCGGCGAUGAAUUCAAGGGCUAUGUCUUCCGCAUCACUGGAGGCAACGACAAGCAGGGUUUCCCCAUGAAGCAGGGAGUUCUCCUCCCCUCGCGUGUCCGCCUCUUGUUGUCCAAGGGCCACUCUUGCUACCGCCCUCGCCGCACUGGUGAGCGCAAGCGCAAGUCCGUCCGUGGAUGCAUUGUUGGCUCCGACAUGUCUGUCCUCUCUGUCAGCAUUGUCAAGCAGGGUGAGCAGGAGCUUCCUGGCCUUACUGACACCACUAUCCCCAAACGUCUCGGACCCAAGCGUGCUAACAAGAUCCGCAAGUUCUUCAACUUGACCAAGGAGGAUGAUGUUCGCAAGUUCGUUAUCCGUCGCGAGGUGCAGCCCAAGAACCCUGAGAAGAAGCCUUACACUAAGGCUCCCAAGAUCCAGCGUCUUGUCACUCCUAUUGUUCUUCAGCGCAAGCGUCACCGUUUGGCUCUCAAGAAGCGCCGUGCUGAGAACGCCAAGGAGGCCGAGGCUGAGUACAAGGCUCUUCUCGCCAAGCGUGUCAAGGAGGCUGCCGAGAAGCGUCAGGAGAUCAAGAAGCGUCGUGCUUCUUCCCUCCACAAGGCUUAGAACCAAAUAAAAACGAACCCUCCUUCUACCUCACCUCUAUUCAAAUAAAUCGACGAUCUUGCAACAUAGGUCCA
Molecule: messenger RNA, 758 nt
Organism: Lobosporangium transversale
Lineage: Eukaryota; Fungi; Mortierellomycota; Mortierellomycetes; Mortierellales; Mortierellaceae
Product: ribosomal protein S6e-domain-containing protein
Exons: 3
Coding region: 148-684 (178 amino acids)
Biological process (GO): translation
Cellular component (GO): ribosome
Molecular function (GO): structural constituent of ribosome
Source: RefSeq, a predicted model, not a curated record